AUGCACACCAAACUGCUGGAUUUUGAUCCUGAUACAUUACAGUGUAGCAAAUUAAUUAAGGUCUUAAGGAUCACCAUUCCGUCUGUGUCAGCUGGGGUUUUCAUUGUAAUAAUUGGAUCUCUUCUGUACUACUACAGAUAUGAUUUAAGGCGUAACAGCUCAGAUAUCAAUAAUCUUCUGCAACCAAGAAACUACAGAUGCAAUAUAUUAUAUGUACAAUGUCUGAAGCUCCUACUAACAUUAUCAAGUCUUCAUAAAGAUUAUCUGGAUCUUCAAUAUAACAAGCUAAAAAGUAAAUAUAUUGAAGGCGAUGCAUUCCGUGGAUUGAGGAAACUGAGAUAUCUUGCGAUAAAUGAUAACGAUCAACUCAGUGAACUUCAAGCAGCAUGGUUCGUAGACCUUGUAUCGCUAGAAAAUCUGCAUCUACAACGCUGCGGAAUUAACAUAUUAGAGAGUGAUGUCUUUAAGCCUUGUAAACAUUUGAACAAAGUUAAUCUUGCUAACAAUAAUAUUUUGUCAUUCCCAACAGGCAUUUUCCAAAACAUGUCUUCACUUGUGUACCUAUAUAUACGCAAUAAUAAAAUAAUUAAACUUCAAAAUCAAGCAUUUGUUCGUUCCAACCGUAUACAGGUAAUCGAUGUCAGUAACAAUGGCCUCACUACCAUUAACGAAAAUGUUGGUUUACAAAACCUGAGCCAAUUGCAGAGACUUAAUGUAGCAUACAACAGAUUCUCGUGUGAUUGCAAUUUAGUCUGGUUUAGAAAUUGGAUUAACAAAACGAACGUCACACUUGACGAAUUUAUUCAUAUGCAAUGUUACCGUGAACAUGGAAAAAGCGAGAAGUUGUUGGAUUUUGAUCCUGAUACAUUACAGUGUAGCAAAUUAAUUAAGGUCUUAAGGAUCAUCAUUCCGUCUGUGUCAGCUGGAGUUGUCAUUGUAAUAAUUGGAUCUCUUCUGUACUACUACAGAUAUGAUUUAAGGUACUGGAAUCAACGACGACGCCUUAGAAAGCAGUAUGAACAAAUUAACAAGCAAGGACCAACGCCAAUUAAUGGAGAAAACAUUAAAUAUGACGCGUUUGUAGCCUACAACAGCAAAGACCAACAUUGGAUCCUUUCUGUAUUGCAACCAUCGUUGGAAAUCGAACGCAAUUUCAAACUGUGUGUUGACUACCGCGAUUUUAUUGCAGGAGAAGCAGUUGUCGAUAAUAUCGCGAAUGCUGUUAAAUACAGCCGUAAAGUGCUGUUGGUUGUCUCCAAAAACUUCAUCAAAAGUGAAUGGUGUUACUUCGAACUGGAGAUGGCACGCAUGCGAAUGUUCGACAAUCACGAGGAUAUCCUGGUUGUGGUUGUGCUUGAGAAGGUGUCAGCGAAAGAUAUGCCGAUCCUAUUACACAAGAUACUAACCACAAAAACGUACAUUGAGUGGGAAGAACACCCAGAGAGACAGGCAUUAUUCUGGGUUAAACUAGAAGCAGCACUCUUGUCACCUAAUUGUCCCAGAUACAGACUUUUAGAUAAUCCCCAAGAAUAAAAAAUACGUAAUUAAAGUACUUACGUUCAACUAUGUAACAUGUUUAUUUUAAGCCAAAUUGUUAGGUAGAUUAGAUGUGGUAUUUUCCCUUUGGCUUUAAAGAGUAGAUCGCAACGCUUUAACAGUGGUAUGAUGUUGUUUACACUUGCUCACUUCCUCUUGGAAUGCUUUUAGAGAUGGUGUGAAUACAUUGCAUUUUGUAUAAUAAUUGUACCUACUUUAUUACCGUAGAUUGCUAUAAUGUAAUGUAAUUUGUUGUUCAACCGAAUUUUCCAAACCAUAUUUGACGAAAAACUCGGGUGCGGUUUAUGAUAUGCAGAUUUUUGAAUAUUUAAAAACUGGGGACACAAUGGUGGAAAAAAGGACUUUUUUUAUAUUCAAACAUCUGUAUCUCACUAACCGGUCCCAGGAUUUUCAUCAAAUAUGCUUUUUGUGUCUUAGAAAAAUAAUUUGUACAACAUAUCAUUUUUCCUCCGGAGCCUGGCUUUAAGUUCCUACUUUGGAUAUCUUUGAUUUUGUUUUUAAAUUGGGUCAGCAGAUUGUGAUAUACACGGCCGGAAAAUAUUUAAAACAUUCUAAAAUCUGCAUUUUACUUCUCUAAUCUAUCCGCCAAACCAGGCCUAUAGCAUUGGCCUCAAGUGGAAUUUUACACACAGUUGGUCCGCUCGAGUCAGCCUUGCCUACCCAAAUGACUCGAGUCGGCUCAGUCAGUUGCUUCCGAAAACUAUAUAAAAAUA
Messenger RNA from Anneissia japonica, 2270 nucleotides. RefSeq names its product toll-like receptor 13. Bases 1 to 1533 code for a protein of 510 amino acids. The transcript has 4 exons. Gene Ontology annotation, cellular component: membrane. The record is from RefSeq and is a predicted model, not a curated record. Gene Ontology annotation, molecular function: protein binding; transmembrane signaling receptor activity. Lineage: Eukaryota; Metazoa; Echinodermata; Crinoidea; Comatulida; Comatulidae. Gene Ontology annotation, biological process: immune response; toll-like receptor signaling pathway.